Messenger RNA from Candidula unifasciata, 999 nucleotides. The record is from the annotation of a GenBank genome assembly. NCBI's taxonomy places the organism in Eukaryota, Metazoa, Mollusca, Gastropoda, Stylommatophora, Geomitridae.
GGAAUGUCACUUUUGUGGAAGAGCUGGCAGCUGUUCAGGGUGAGAUUGACAAGCUUGUGGCUCAAGGAGUUAACAUAAUUAUCGCCCUAGGGCAUUCAGGUUUUGCUGUCGACCUUCACCUGGCAGCACACCUGAAACACGUGGACAUCGUUGUUGGGGGACACACAAACACAUUCCUCUAUAACGCCCCAUCCACUGAGGUGCCUGCCGACCUCUACCCGACACUGGUGCUCAACGUGCACGACCAGCGCCAGGUGUUGGUGGUACAGGACUACGCCUACGGCAAGUACCUGGGCGAGCUGCACGUGACCUUCAACGACUUGGGUGACGUCAUCAGAUGGUCAGGGAACCCGGUGCUGCUGGACAACUCUGUUGCCAAAGACAAAGAGACUGAACAGCUGCUUCAAAGUUAUCUGCCACAGGUGGACAAGAUGAAGAGGACCAUUGUUGGCCGGGCACAGGUAGAAUUGAACGCCGACAGAGUACUGUGUAGAACAACAGAAUGUAACUUGGGCAACAUGGUGACAGACUCCUUCGUGCACCAGCAUCUGCAGCAUAUGGAUGUGGACUCUUGGGCCAGUGUGGGCAUCGCAGUGGUCAACGCUGGCAGUUUUAGAGCUUCUAUAAACAAAGGUGACAUCACCAUAGAGGACGUUGUGUUCGUGCAGCCCUUCAGAAACACAGUCAGCGUCAUGGAGAUUUUGGGCCAGACACUUCUAGACAUGCUGGAAUAUGGCGCCUCUAAGUGGACCCAGAACAGAGACGAGGCUUUCGGCGGUUUUCUGCAGGUUUCAGGUUUACAGAUCACCUACGACAUUGGCCGCCCAGUGGGAGAGAGAGUUGUCGAGGUGUUGGCGCUGUGUACCAAGUGCCCAGUUCCUAAGCUAGAGCCACUGAUUCCACAGAAAGCCUACAAUGUUCUGGCCAGUUCCUUCAUCAUCAACGGGGGCGAUGGCUACCAUAUGUUGCCAGCCAGCACCAUCCGUGUCGUAGACAUCG